Paramecium pentaurelia is the source of this 1378-nucleotide messenger RNA. The record is from the annotation of a GenBank genome assembly. Lineage: Eukaryota; Ciliophora; Oligohymenophorea; Peniculida; Parameciidae.
AUGUAAUAAAAUAAAUUUUAGAAAAUCAAUAAUAACUGUUCCUCUACUGUUGAUGUCCACUUGAUAUCUCAUUAUAUUCUAGAUCAAAUUUUAGGCUCUUGUCAUAUUUUACUAUAGGAUCAUUUUAUAACAUACUCAAUCCCUAAUUAUACAGAAUUUACAACAAUUGUGCUUUUGAACAAUCUGAUUAAGCAUUACAUUGAUAUUCCAUUAGAAAUGAAUACUACUUAAGAUGAAGAACCACUUCCUCCUUAGAAAGAUUCCUAUUCAGGUUUAAUUCAAAUUGAUCCAUUAAAAAAAGAUAUAGAAAUUAUUUGUGAAAAAGAUAUUACAAGAUCAACUAAAUUUCUAAGAUAAUCAUCUCAUCGAAUGAAAUCAAAUUCAGUCAGUAUUGUUGUUAGCAUGAAUAGAUCCACAUAAAAAAAACAGACUUCUAAAAAAUAAAGUAUUGAAGUUGUUAAACUUGAUGAACCCAAUCAAUAAAUUGAUGAAAAAGAAUAAUAUUAUAGAUAUUAGCAUGAAUUAAAAUGCAAAAUGCUUGAAUAAAUAGCUAAGUAAUUAUUUUAGGAAUAUAUUAAGAAAUGAAAAAAAAUUAGAGGAAGAUAGGGUGAGAUAGAAAAAUCAAUUAGAAUAAAUGAAAAAACAAUAAAAUCAUAAUAAUUGUGGAUAUGAUUAUGAUGGAUCAAUUUUACCCUAUAAUAAACCUUUCAUGUAAGUCAAACUUUAUCAUUUGUAAUCUAAAAUAUUAAAGAAAAAAUAAGAUAAGAAAAAAAUGGAUAAUAAAAAUCAUAUUGAAAAUAUUUAUAUUAGAAAUUAAACUAAAAUUGAUAAUCAAUAGGUAGGUUAAUUAAAAUUUGAAGAUGACAUUAAAUAACACUAAAUUAAUAAAUUUGAAUCUGGUUUAGUCAGAAAUAUGAAUGGUUUUAGUAAAAUAGAGAAAUUGGACAUAUUAAAAAAUGAUUCCUCAUUAAGAAUGACAAAAAAAUAAUAUGAAGAAACAUCAGAGAUGAUUUUUACAGAAUCAUUUGUAAAUUUACAUAAAUAACAUACUAAUAUAGAAAAUUAAUUUCCUGAUAACAAAAGUCAAAUUAUUUCUAAUAUUAAAGUUAAGGUUGGAUCACAAAGAGAUGGAGAAAUAAAGUAUUAAUAAUAAAAUUAUUAAUUUCUAUUGACAGAACCAGAAGAAGAUAGAGAAAUUAAUCUACAUAGUGAUAUUGAAAGGAGAUUAAAUUUGAAAAAUAAAGAAUAAAAUUAAAAAUAAAAUACAUAACAAUUAGUCUCUUUUGUGAACGAAUAAGGAAAACUUCCUACACUUAAAAAAUCUUAAUAAAAUAAAUUAAAUGAAAAAAUUAAAAGAUCUCAUACUCAACAUUGCUGA